UGCUGUGACUCAUUGUUUUUAUUUUCCUGUAAAAAAAACAAUUUGCAAAAGUGGAUAAGAGACUUGUCAAAAGUCAUAUAUAGAAGUGUGACGUCACACCGACAUGUAGGCCAAUGGACAGCACAGCAUCGUCCUUCUUUGCAUGUUCUCAACGUGUUCCAUGAACUCUUCUUCCACCUACGACCACUUCUGCUAGAAAUUUGGGAUUCUUCUUUCUCUGAAAUUCGCAGAACCAUUUUCUCUUUUACCGGUUCCUUAUUCUUCUUGUCUCUCCAAUGGCUCCAAAGGCUCCGAUUCACUUCACAAAACCCCGAUCCAAUAAUUCUGAUCGUCGAGAAGAAUUAGAAGCCAUUGUUGAAGGAGAAGAAAAGCUGAGCCAGGAGUGUAAAGAUCUGAUUCUCUCUCUUCCCAGAGAGAGAGGUUGGAGAACUCGUUAUCUGUAUCUCUUCCAAGGAUUCUGGUGCCAACCUGCAGAGAUUCAAGCCAUUACCCUGCUUCAGAAUCACUUCCAGGCCACAGAUUCAGAUGUUGUUGUUGCUACGAUCCCAAAAUCUGGAACCACAUGGUUGAAAGGCCUCACUUUCGCCACUGUUAAUCGCAAGAGCUUUUCGCCUUCUUCUAAGAACCACCCUCUGCUUCAUUCAAAUCCACACCAUCUUGUUCCUUUCUUUGAGUAUACUGUCUAUGGAGGCCUUGAUGAAGCUCCUGAUCUGUCAAGCUUGCCUGAUCCAAGACUCUUUGGCACCCACCUACCGUUCCAUGCAAUGCCUAGCUCAAUCAAAAACUCAGGUUGUAAGAUAAUCUACAUCUGCAGAAACCCAUUCGACACUUUUGUGUCUUCCUGGAUUUUUUUGAACAAAGUCAAGCCAGAAUCAAUCCCUUUAUUGACACUAGAAGAGGCCUUUGAUCUGUACUGUAAGGGGAUAAUUGGGUUUGGUCCUUCAUGGGACCACAUGUUGAGGUACUGGAAUGAGAGCAAGGAGAGACCUAACAAGGUGUUGUUCUUGAAGUAUGAGGAUCUGAAAGAAGAUACCACAGAUCAGUUGAAGAGAAUUGCAGAGUUCUUGGGCUGUCCUUUCAGCUUGGAGGAGGAAGAAACUGGUUUGGUUGAUAGCAUCAUCAAGCUGUGCAGCUUUGAGAAGAUGAAGGAAUUGCAGGUGAACAAAUCUGGAACUUUUGGUAGGAACUUUGAGAUCAAGUAUCUGUUUAGGAAGGCUGAGAUUGGAGAGUGGGUUAAUCACUUGUCACCUUCCAUGGUGGAGAGAUUAUCCGAAGUCAUUGAUGAAAAGUUUGCUGGCUCUGGUCUGUCAUUUAAAGUAUCAUCAUAAUUCUUAAUUAGUUUUACACUUAUAGUGUGUUGCUAGUUGACAUAUUAAACCGGGUUUGCAGUAAUAAAUUUCUUAUGUGAUUU
This is a messenger RNA of Prosopis cineraria, 1411 nucleotides long. Its product is annotated as cytosolic sulfotransferase 15-like. NCBI's taxonomy places the organism in Eukaryota, Viridiplantae, Streptophyta, Magnoliopsida, Fabales, Fabaceae. The coding region runs from base 276 to 1328 and encodes 350 amino acids. The transcript has a single exon. Gene Ontology annotation, biological process: sulfation. Gene Ontology annotation, cellular component: cytoplasm. Gene Ontology annotation, molecular function: sulfotransferase activity. The record is from RefSeq and is a predicted model, not a curated record.